UCAGAGUCUCAAAUUUCUCAAGUUGCAAACUUCAUGGGCCAUGAUUUGAAAAUCCACAAAGAAUAUUACCAACAACCUACUGUGGCGAUUGAUAUAAUUAAAAUAUCAAAUGUCCUAAAGGACGCUCAAUCUUCAGAUUCAGGUCAAAAUAAGAAGAGAGAUGCUAGUGAUUUUUUAAACGAAACUGAUAUGUCUAGUCAAGUGCAGCAAAAACAUAAAAUUUUUAAGAGUUCUGAUGAUAAAGAUUGUAGCCAAAUACAAUUAAAGAACUCAAAAGCUACAAAAGACAAAGGUUUGACAGCUAAGAAGCAAGUGAAGAGGAGCAGGUGGACUAAUGAAGAAAAACAAAUAGUGUUGCAAUUUUUCAAAGAUAACAUUGAAUCUGAGUAUCUGCCAUCUAAAAAACAAAUUUUGAUUGCUCAGCAACAACAUGAAUGUCUACAGAAUAAGAGUGCAGCAACGAUAAAAUCUUGGCUACAUCACUACAUUAAAAAUAAAAAUAAAUAAUGUUGC
This is a messenger RNA of Leptopilina boulardi, 513 nucleotides long. RefSeq lists its product as uncharacterized. Lineage: Eukaryota; Metazoa; Arthropoda; Insecta; Hymenoptera; Figitidae. The transcript is spliced from 3 exons. The coding region runs from base 34 to 507 and encodes 157 amino acids. The record is from RefSeq and is a predicted model, not a curated record.